CGUAGAGCCAGCUGGAACCAUGGGGUUGGAUUCGAAUUCCGGAGAAUUUAAACGGCCUUUAGAGUUGUAGGGAGUGGGGCGUGUAACGGCCGCCCAAGCCCCAGCAGGUCACAUAUGAAACAGAUUUACCAAAACAUCAAAUUAUGCAGAAAAUCUCCAAGAGAAAUAGUAAUUCACCUACUGCUGGUAAAGAACUGAACUCUGUUUGUCCUGAUAAGAAGAAGAAAGAAAAUAAAGACAAUUUUGUUGAAAUAUUACCUCCAGAAGUCACUUUUAAAAUUUUUAGCCAACUCGACAUUCAGAGUUUAUGCCGGGCUGCAACAACAUGUAAGAGUUGGAAUCAAGAAAUCAAGAAUUGUGACUACUUAUGGAAACACCACUGUUUGACUGUCAGAGCUAUAUGUCAAAAAGAAAUAGAUGGCGAUCGAGGAAAUGGAUAUUCAUGGAGGGUAACACUAUUGAGGAACUACUGGAAGAGUAAGGUAAAGCAUGAAUGGCUAAGUGGCAGAUACAGCAACAUUUGCUCUCCUGUUAGCCUGCCAGAAAAAAAUAUGUGCCCUAUGGAUGCAGAAACCUGGGGGGAAAUUCUAGAAGCAGAACUUGAAAGAUAAACUGAAAAAUCCAGAAGAGGUCUCAACUUUCAAGAGUUGAAAGCAAACAUUAUUAUGGUGCAAAUACUCUGUACCUUUAUUUACUCGCUGUUCAUUUGUUUUAUUUGUGAACUUUUAAAAGAAUAUUAUAUGAAAUAUAAAUCUUUAUUUUGCACUUUACUCCUUCCCACCAAAAUUUUUAUUUGAUAUUUUUAUUGUAAGAAUGAGAAUUCCAGUGAUGCUAUUUCUAAAAGACAUACUAAACUGCUGAAUUGGUUUCGAGAUUUGUGUAAUAUUGGUUUUUAUAAAAUGCUAUAUAUUAUUGUGAAGUAAUAGGAAUAGGAAAAAGUAGUAGAGUUUGAAGAAGUUGUUUCUAGUAUUUUAAAUGAAAAGUUCAGUAUCUUCAGGAAUAGAAUUUGUUCAAAACAGAGUACUCUUAAAUUGUGUUCUAUGAUAUGCCAAAAAAAAAAAAAAAGAGAGAGAGAGAGAGAGAGAGAUUUAAAGAGCUAACAACUAUUUGGGAAAAUGUCCCUAACAUAAGCAAACUUUUCCUUCUCUAACUAGAUAUGUUUAGAUGUUAUAACAGCAAAUAAAUCUGACCAAAUAAAGAAAGGAUAUUAAAGCACUUGGAAGUGUCACACAGCCAUAAGAAUCAUAGACUCACAGAAAUUGAAGGUUGGAAGGGACCUCCACAGUCAUCUCCUGUAACUCAAAACCAAAAGGAUGGCUGCUAUAAUAUACCUGGCAUCUGAUCGUUCAGCCUCCGAGAAGGAGGAACCCACAAACCAUCCCUUAGACCUCAGAGCACCAUCUAGUGGAUUAAUGUCAAAUAACAAGAGUGAUUUUAAGGAGCCGGGAAGUGUUUUCACCAGCUGCUACACUUCAGCCAGUCUGUGACAUCACUAAUAUGGUCACUCCCUCCAGUAAUGGAACUGGUGAUUUAUUAGUACUUGCUCCUGUGACUCCUGGCUGCAUGUUCUGCAAAUUCCCCACAGGGGAUCUACCUCCUGGGCUUUCUUCUCAAUUGCAUCCUUCAAUCAACUGUGUUCUUGUAAAGAUGUGAUUUGCUGGAGAAUAUUAUUUAUAAAAACUUCUCAGUUCACAUCCUUCAGUCAACUGAAUUAUUGUAAAGAUAUGAUCUGCUGGAGAAUAUCGUUUAUUAAAAACCUCCCUGUUCUCAAA
Vombatus ursinus (common wombat) is the source of this 1772-nucleotide messenger RNA. It is a transcript of the gene FBXO48, whose product is annotated as F-box protein 48. Lineage: Eukaryota; Metazoa; Chordata; Mammalia; Diprotodontia; Vombatidae. The transcript is spliced from 5 exons. Gene Ontology annotation, cellular component: SCF ubiquitin ligase complex. Bases 144 to 611 code for a protein of 155 amino acids. Gene Ontology annotation, biological process: SCF-dependent proteasomal ubiquitin-dependent protein catabolic process. The record is from RefSeq and is a predicted model, not a curated record. Gene Ontology annotation, molecular function: protein binding.